AUGGCGGCAGACAUCGCCAGCAUUGCUCAGGUGUUGGACGCGACUUUGGACCACAAACAGCACCGCAAAGCCGAGUCCCUCCUCAAACAGGAAGAGAAGAAGCCGCAAUACUCCCUCCAGCUCCUCAAGAUCGUUGCAGGCUCCAACUUCGCCGUCACCACCCGCCUCGCCGCUGCGCUCGCCUUCAAGAACUACGUUCGCCUCAACUACGUGGACGAAGAUGGAAACCACAAGCUUCCCGCCGAAGAGGUCGCCACCAUCAAGCAGGAGCUCGUUGGCCUCAUGAUCCUGUCGCCGCCGAACAUCCAGACACAGCUUGGCGAAGCUAUCAGCGUCAUAGCAGAUUACGACUUUUGGAAGAGAUGGGACACGCUCAUUCAGGAUCUCGUCAGUCGAAUCUCGACCGAAGACUUUAAAGUAACGAACGGAGUUUUGGAGGUCGCACAUUCAAUUUUCGUGCGGUGGCGGCCAUUGUUCCAGUCCAAUGAGCUUUACGAAGAGGUCAACCAUGUCGUCCAGCACUUUGGAGAGGCCUUUAUCGCCGACCAGCAGAUAGAGGCCAACAAGAGCAAUGCCACCCAGCUGAAGGGUUGGUUCGAGACGCUAGGUCUGCUGGUGAAGAUUCUCUACGAUUUGACCUGCCACGAUCUUGCUCCUAUCAUUGAAUCGAACCUGCAGUCCAUACUUUCCCUUCUCGACAAGUAUUUGGCGUAUACGAACCCAAUAUUUGACGGCGACGAUGACGAGGCAACGGCGCUGGAAAACGCCAAGGCCGAUAUCUGCGAGGCUCUGACACUAUUUACGACCAAGUACGAUGAGGACUUUAGCGGUUUCUGUGAACGGUUCAUAACAUCAGCUUGGAACUUGUUGUCCAACCUGGGUCCGGAGAAGCGGUAUGAUCUGGUGGUCAGCAGGGCUCUGCAAUUCCUCACUGCCGUGGCAUCAGUGUCGAAGCACGCUCAAGCGUUCAACGACGAGAACACCUUGGGCCAGAUUGUGGAGAAGGUCAUUCUUUCCAACGUCACUCUCCGUGAGUCGGAUAUUGAAAUGUUCGAAGAUGAGCCCAUCGAGUUCAUCCGAAGAGACCUUGAGGGAUCGGACACAGAUUCUAGAAGGCGCGCGGCGACGGACUUCUUGAGGCAGCUUCUGGAGAAGUUUGAACCUCUCGUCACGCAGGUUGUUUUCAGGUACAUUGACCACUACCUGAAGCAGGGUGAAACAGACUGGAAGGCCAAGGACACUGCGAUUUACCUGUACCUGGCUAUUGCCGCCAAGGGUGCCGUUACGGCUGCACAGGGCGUCAAGACCGUCAACUCUCAUGUCAACGUCGUGGAAUUCUUCCAGAAUCAUAUUGCAGCUGAUCUUCUGAAUGAUGGAGUCGCACCUAUCUCCAAGGUUGACGCUAUCAAGUACCUCCACAACUUCCGAAGUCAAUUGACCAAGGACCAGUGGCUGGCUGCAUUCCAGCCUCUUAUCAAGAACCUGGCGUCUGACAACUACGUGGUCUACACAUACGCAGCUAUCGCCGUGGAACGGGUUUUGUAUCUCUCGAAUGAUGCUGGCGAGCACUUGUUCUCGCGGGCCGACAUCGAACCAGUUGCAAAGGACCUGCUUGACCACCUGUUCAAUCUUAUUGAAAAGGACAAGGCCCCAGCCAAGAUGCAGGAGAAUGAAUACCUCAUGCAAUGUAUCAUGAGAGUACUGAUCGUCAUCAACACGGGCGUCCAGCCCAUUAUCGAUGGUGUUUUGGACCACCUCAUCAGCAUCAUCAGUGUCAUAAAGGCCAACCCCAGCAACCCUCGCUUCUACUACUACCUGUUCGAGGCUAUAGGAGCUUUGGUCAGGUUCUCCGACCCCAGUCAAGAGGCAAAGCUACAUGCACGUCUAUGGGAGCCCUUCUCAUACAUCCUUAACGAGGACGUGUCGGAAUUUGUUCCCUAUGUCUUCCAAGUCUUCGCUGCCCUGCUUGAAGCCGCACCAACAAGUCCACUGCCUGCCGAGUUCAGCUCACUGCUUGGGCCUAUCCUUGCGCCAACAGUGUGGGAGACGAGAGGUAACGUGCCUGGAUGUGCCCGGUUCCUGUCGGCCAUGAUCCCCAGGGCAAAACAGACCGUACUAGAGUCCCAGCAACUGGUGCAGAUACUGGGAAUAUUCCAGCGCCUUUUUUCCAGCAAGAAGACCGAGACCAAUGCCUUCGAUAUCCUGGAAUCGGUUGUGGCCACUUUCGAUGGAGCAACUCUAGAUGCGUACUUCGCCGACAUCCUCACUCUCACUUUCACCAAGCUGCAGGCCAAUCCAUCAGACUCGCACAAGCAACGAUUUGUCCGUUUCUACCAUCUGGUCUCGGCUAGGACAGAAGCCGGCAUGGGCGCCGACUACUUCAUCAACCAGUCCGAGAAACUACAGCCUGGUAUAUUCAAGCAGCUUUACCCGAACGUCAUUCUGACAACCACAAAGCAACUUGCACGUCCAGUCGAUCGAAAGCUCGGUGUGAUUUCAUACACGAAGACGCUGUGCGAUUCGGCAGCAUUUGCACAACAGUUCCAGAAGGGCUGGGCCAACACUGCCAACCACCUCUUGGAGCUCUUGCAGAACCCACCCAAGGUGGCGGGCGGGUUUGGAGAUGAGAUCAUCACGGAGGCAGAUGUGGACGACAUUGGCUUUGGAGUGGGCUUCACUCCGCUAAACACGUGCAAGCGCGGCCCACGGGACGACUUCCCUCAGAUUGACAAUGUGCAAGCCUGGGUCAGCGAGUACCUGAAGGCCGGUAACGCGCGCCAAGGAGGCACGGUCCUCAAGUUCGUGCAAGAGCGCAUGCAGCCGGAGGCCCAGGCUGCGAUUGCCCCUUAUUUGCAGUAG
This is a messenger RNA of Diaporthe amygdali, 2859 nucleotides long. RefSeq names its product importin alpha re-exporter. Gene Ontology annotation, molecular function: small GTPase binding; nuclear export signal receptor activity. The transcript has 8 exons. The coding region runs from base 1 to 2859 and encodes 952 amino acids. Gene Ontology annotation, cellular component: nuclear envelope; cytosol. Gene Ontology annotation, biological process: protein export from nucleus; protein import into nucleus. The record is from RefSeq and is a predicted model, not a curated record. NCBI's taxonomy places the organism in Eukaryota, Fungi, Ascomycota, Sordariomycetes, Diaporthales, Diaporthaceae.